This is a messenger RNA of Carassius carassius (crucian carp), 675 nucleotides long. RefSeq lists its product as uncharacterized. The transcript has 4 exons. The record is from RefSeq and is a predicted model, not a curated record. Bases 1 to 675 code for a protein of 224 amino acids. NCBI's taxonomy places the organism in Eukaryota, Metazoa, Chordata, Actinopteri, Cypriniformes, Cyprinidae.
AUGGCCAGUGUCCUGCCACACAGAAAUGUUGCCCAACCACCAGUGGCCAUGCAUGCAGUCAACCAAUCGGUCAGGGUGCCGGUGAGGGAGGUGCCCAGGGGAAGUGGUCAGGGCGCGGGUCACGGCAAGGGUGCUGGCCAGGGUCAGGGAAGCGGCCAGGGUGCUGGCCAGGGUGCCGGUCAGGGAAGCGGCCAAGGCGCUGGUCAAGGUGCCAGUCAGGGAAGCGGCCAGGGCGCCGGCCAGAGCACUGGUCAGGGAAGCGGCCAGGGUCAAGGUUCCGGUCAGGGUGCCGGCCAGGGUCAAGGUUCCGGUCAGGGUGCCGGCCAGGGUGGCGGCCAGGGUCAAGGUGCUGGUCAGGGAGGUGGCCAGGGUGCUGGUCAGGGAAGCGGCCAGGGUGCCGGCCAGGGUCAAGGUUCCAGUCAGGGAAGCAGUCAGGGUCAAGGCGCUGGUCAGGGUGCCGGUCAGGGAAGUGGCCAGGGCGCGGGUCACGGCCAGGGUGCUGGCCAGGGCCAGGGAAGCGGAGUUGGUCAGGGAAGCGGUUACGGCCAGGGAGUUGGCCAGGGUCAUGGAGUUGGUCAGGGAAGCGGCUAUGGUCAUGGAAGCGGUUACGGCCAGGGAGUUGGCCAGGGUCAAGGAGUUGGCCAGGGAAGCGGUUAUGGCCAGGGAGUUGGCUAG